AUGGAUACGCGGACGGCGACGGCCGAGCUGGGCUGGACCGCCAACCCUCCUUCGGGGUGGGAAGAAGUCAGUGGCUACGACGAAAACCUCAACACCAUCCGUACGUACCAGGUGUGCAAUGUCUUCGAGCCCAACCAGAACAACUGGCUCCUCACCACGUUCAUCAACCGGCGUGGAGCUCACCGCAUCUACACCGAGAUGCGCUUCACUGUGCGGGACUGCAGCAGCCUCCCCAAUGUCCCCGGCUCCUGCAAGGAGACCUUCAACCUUUACUACUACGAGACAGACUCUGUCAUUGCCACCAAGAAGUCUGCCUUCUGGACGGAGGCACCCUACCUCAAAGUGGACACCAUUGCUGCUGACGAGAGCUUCUCCCAGGUGGACUUUGGUGGCAGGUUGAUGAAGGUGAACACAGAAGUGAGAAGUUUCGGGCCCCUGACCCGCAAUGGCUUUUACCUGGCUUUCCAGGACUAUGGAGCUUGUAUGUCUCUGCUGUCCGUCAGGGUCUUCUUCAAGAAGUGCCCCAGCGUGGUGCAGAACUUCGCCAUCUUCCCAGAGACAAUGACAGGAGCGGAGAGCACCUCUCUAGUGACUGCCCGCGGCACCUGCAUCCCCAACGCCGAGGAGGUGGACGUGCCCAUCAAACUGUACUGCAACGGGGACAGGGAGUGGAUGGUCCCCAUCGGCCGCUGUACGUGCAAGGCUGGUUAUGAGCCGGAGAACAAUGUGGCUUGUAAAGCCUGCCCGGCGGGGACGUUCAAGGCCAGCCAGGGCGCGGGGGUCUGCGUGCCAUGCCCUUCCAACAGCCGCUCCACUGCCGAGGCCUCACCGGUCUGCAUGUGCCGCAAUGGCUACUACCGGGCGGAUUUCGACCUGCCAUCAGCUGCUUGCACCAGUGUCCCAUCUGGCCCCCGCAAUGUCAUCUCCAUCGUUAAUGAGACGUCCAUUAUCCUGGAGUGGCACCCACCACGAGAGACGGGUGGUCGGGAUGAUGUCACCUACAACAUUGUCUGCAAGAAGUGCCGGUCGGACCGACGCGCCUGUUCCCGCUGUGACGACAACGUGGACUUUGUCCCCCGGCAGCUGGGGCUGACGGAGACCCGGGUCUUCAUUAGCAACCUGUGGGCACACACGCCUUACACCUUCGAGAUCCAGGCUGUCAAUGGGGUUUCCAACAAGAGCCCCUUCCCACCGCAGCAUGUCUCCGUCAACAUCACUACCAACCAAGCCGCACCCUCCACCGUCCCCAUCAUGCACCAGGUGAGCGCCACGAUGAGGAGCAUCACACUUUCCUGGCCUCAGCCCGAGCAGCCCAAUGGCAUCAUCCUGGACUACGAGAUCCGCUACUACGAGAAGGUGAGCCGCAUCUGCACGCCCGACAUCAGCAGCACCGUGGGCUCCAGGCCGGCAGCGGACCACAACGAGUACAACUCCUCCAUGGCCCGCAGCCAGACCAACACGGCCAGGAUUGAGGGGCUGCGACCCGGCAUGGUGUACGUGGUGCAGGUGCGAGCCCGCACCGUGGCUGGCUACGGCAAGUACAGCGGGAAGAUGUGCUUCCAGACCCUGACGGACGAUGACUACAAGUCAGAGCUGAGAGAGCAGCUGCCUUUGAUUGCGGGGUCUGCAGCGGCUGGGGUGGUCUUCAUUGUCUCGCUGGUGGCCAUUUCCAUUGUCUGCAGCAGGAAGCGCGCCUACAGCAAGGAGGCAGUGUACAGCGAUAAAUUACAGCACUACAGCACUGGCCGAGGGUCUCCAGGGAUGAAGAUCUACAUUGAUCCCUUCACUUAUGAGGACCCCAAUGAGGCGGUCCGAGAGUUUGCCAAGGAGAUCGAUGUAUCCUUUGUGAAGAUUGAAGAAGUCAUUGGAGCAGGGGAGUUUGGAGAAGUGUAUAAAGGACGCCUGAAGUUACCUGGCAAGCGGGAGAUCUAUGUGGCCAUCAAAACGCUCAAAGCCGGCUACUCUGAGAAGCAGCGCCGGGAUUUCCUGAGCGAGGCCAGCAUCAUGGGGCAGUUCGACCACCCCAACAUCAUUCGGCUGGAAGGGGUGGUGACCAAAAGCCGACCGGUCAUGAUCAUCACAGAGUUCAUGGAGAACGGGGCCCUGGACUCAUUCCUGCGGCAAAACGAUGGGCAGUUCACAGUGAUCCAGCUGGUGGGGAUGCUCAGAGGAAUUGCUGCCGGGAUGAAGUACCUUGCAGAGAUGAAUUACGUGCACCGAGAUCUGGCUGCCAGGAACAUCCUGGUCAACAGCAACCUGGUGUGCAAAGUGUCGGACUUUGGCCUCUCGCGCUACCUGCAGGACGAUACUUCUGACCCCACCUACACCAGCUCCUUGGGGGGGAAGAUCCCCGUCAGGUGGACGGCGCCGGAGGCCAUCGCCUACCGCAAGUUCACCUCGGCCAGCGAUGUCUGGAGCUACGGCAUCGUCAUGUGGGAAGUGAUGUCGUUCGGAGAGAGGCCCUACUGGGACAUGUCCAACCAAGACGUAAGCACUGGGGAGUUAUCCACACAGCUUUGGGGAGUGUCCCUGCACCAGCUGAUGCUGGACUGCUGGCAGAAGGACCGCAACACCCGCCCACGCUUCACCGAGAUAGUCAACACCCUUGAUAAAAUGUUCCGCAACCCGGCAAGCCUCAAAACUGUGGCUACCAUCACCGCUGUGCCUUCUCAGCCCCUCCUCGACCGCUCCAUCCCCGACUUCACUGCCUUUACCUCAGUAGACGACUGGCUGAGCGCUGUGAAGAUGAGCCAGUACAGGGACAGCUUCCUGACGGCUGGCUUCACGUCCCUGCAGCUCGUCGCCCAGAUGACAUCCGAAGACCUCCUGAGAAUAGGGGUGACUUUGGCUGGGCACCAGAAGAAGAUCCUGAACAGCAUCCAGUCCAUGCGAGUACAGAUGAGUCAGUCUCCAACCUCGAUGGCAUGACGUCCCUCGUUCGAUGGGGAGGGGACGGGGAGGGCACACAACGAGGGGCAGAGGUGGGAGGGGAGGAACUGACAGGUGCUGCGGGGAGAGGUACCACAUUUGGAGAGGUACCGCCGCUGCCUGGGGACUGUGACCGCAGAUGAAGGAUGUUCCUGGGACUCAUCUCUAACUGGUGACUUCCGUUCCUCACCAACAGAAGCACACUUACCAAUGUCAUGAGGAACGGCGUAUAAAUACAUAUAAAUAUGUACAAAUCAUAUAUUUAAAAAACAAACAAAAA
This is a messenger RNA of Pygoscelis adeliae (Adelie penguin), 3208 nucleotides long. RefSeq names its product EPH receptor B1 (gene EPHB1). Bases 1 to 2928 code for a protein of 975 amino acids. Gene Ontology annotation, cellular component: neuron projection; plasma membrane. Gene Ontology annotation, molecular function: ATP binding; transmembrane-ephrin receptor activity; protein binding. The transcript is spliced from 15 exons. Lineage: Eukaryota; Metazoa; Chordata; Aves; Sphenisciformes; Spheniscidae. The record is from RefSeq and is a predicted model, not a curated record. Gene Ontology annotation, biological process: cell surface receptor protein tyrosine kinase signaling pathway; axon guidance; protein phosphorylation.